Caenorhabditis remanei is the source of this 1875-nucleotide messenger RNA. RefSeq lists its product as uncharacterized. The transcript has 4 exons. Bases 1 to 1875 code for a protein of 624 amino acids. The record is from RefSeq and is a predicted model, not a curated record. Lineage: Eukaryota; Metazoa; Nematoda; Chromadorea; Rhabditida; Rhabditidae.
AUGUCCUUUGAAGGAGUCGGCAAUGUCCUGAGCCUUUUCCUUGGUAGCCUCCCAAGCUCCAGAGAUCUUGUCUCCGGCCUUCUCGGUGAGAGAUUUGCCAUCGUGCUUGGCAUCUUCAGCCUUAUCCUUGGUCUUGUCCCAGGCAUCACCGGCAGCAUCUUUGGCGUCUUCAGCCUUGUCCUUGGUGGCAUCCCAAGCGUCUUGGGCUCCAUGCUUAGCUUGGUUGUACAUAUGUAUGCUCACCUCGACAUGGUCCUUGUCAAUGGUGGCAUGGCCCUUGAACGAGUCAGCGACGUCCUGAGCCUUUUCCUUGGUGGCUUCCCAGGCUCCAGAGAUCUUGUCUCCAACCGUUUCGGUCAAAGAUUUUCCCUCGUGUUUGGCGUCCUCAGCCUUAUCCUUGGUCUUGUCCAAAGCAUCUCCGGCAGCGUCUUUGGCAUCCUCAGCCUUGUCUUUGGUGGCAUCCCAAGCGUCUUGAGCUCCAUGCUUGGCCUGGUUGUACAUAUGGGCGGCCUUGUUCUCGACAUGGUCCUUGUCAAUGGUAGCAUGACCCUUGAAGGAGUCAGCGACAUCUUGGGCCUUUUCCUUGGUGGCCUCCCAAGCUCCAGAGAUCUUGUCUCCAACAGUUUCAGUCAAGGAUUUGCCUUCGUGCUUGGCGUCCUCAGCCUUGUCGUUGACCUUGUCUUUGGUGUCCUCAACCUUGUUCUUGGUCUUAUCCCAAGCAUCUCCGGCAGCAUCUUUGGCAUCAGCAGCCUUAUCCUUGGUGGCAUCCCAAGCAUCAGCAGCCUUGUACUUGGCGGUGUUAUAUCAAGACUCUCUAAUUACCUCAACACUGUCCUUGGAGUCAGUUGCAUGACCCUUGAAGGAGUCGGCGACGUCUUGGGCCUUUUCCUUGGUGGCUUCCCAGGCUCCAGAGAUCUUGUCUCCAACCGUUUCGGUCAUAGACUUGCCCUCGUGCUUGGCGUCUUCGGCCUUAUCCUUGGUCUUGUCCAUAGCAUCUCCGGCAGCAUUCUUAGCUUCUUCAGCCUUGUCUUUGGUGGCGUCCCAAGCGUCUUGAGCUCCAUGCUUAGCCUGGUUGUACAUAUGUAUACUCACCUCGACAUGAUCCUUGUCGAUUGCAGCAUGUCCCUUGAAAGAGUCAGCGACGUCUUGGGCCUUUUCCUUGGUGGCCUCCCAAGCUCCGGAGAUCUUGUCUCCAGCCUUCUCGGUAAGAGACUUUGCCUUGUCAGAAGCCUCUCCAGCCUUCUCAGAAGCAGCCUCCUUGGCGUCAGCAGCCUUGUCCUUGGUGGCAUCCCAAGCGUUUCCGGCACUGUCCUUGGCCGAGUUGUAGGCGUCAGCAGCCUUGUUCUCCGCGGCAUCCUUGGAGUUGGUUGCAUGAGCCUUGAAGUUGUCGAACAUCGACGAGGUCUUGUCAGCGGCCUUGUCCUUGUACGACUUGGCAGUGUCAGCUGCGUGUCCAGCGUUCUCCUUGACGUUGUCAGCAGCAUCACCAGCGAGUUGUUUAGCGGAUUCAUAAGAAUCGGAGAUCUCUUCACCAGUCUGUUUGGCAAUUUCGUUGGCCUUGUCAGCAGCCUUUUCAGCAUUGGCCUUCGCGGCGUCAGCAUAUUCUUGAGCCUUGUCCUUGGCAGUUUCCUUGGAGUCGUUGAAGGCUUGUCCGGUCUUGUGGGCAGUGUCUCCAGUGAUGGAUUCCUUCAACGAGCUGAAAGCGUUGGAGAUCUUGCUUCCAACAGUGUCAGCAGUCUCUCCAGCCUUCUUCGAUGCAUCGUGAGCAUAGUCUCCAGCUGCAUCAGCAGUUUCCGAAGCGGUUUGCUUGGUGCUGUCGUAGGUUUCGCCAAUCUUUUCACCGGCGCUACUGAACUGAAAAAUCACAAAAUAUGA